Adelges cooleyi (spruce gall adelgid) is the source of this 3240-nucleotide messenger RNA. RefSeq names its product neuropilin and tolloid-like protein 1 (gene Neto). NCBI's taxonomy places the organism in Eukaryota, Metazoa, Arthropoda, Insecta, Hemiptera, Adelgidae. Gene Ontology annotation, molecular function: protein binding. The transcript is spliced from 10 exons. The record is from RefSeq and is a predicted model, not a curated record. Bases 607 to 2403 code for a protein of 598 amino acids.
AAUGUGUGUGUGUCUCAAGCUCGACCGUGCCUCUAUCGGUCCGUCGCUGCUCGUUUAUAUAAAUAGAGGCGUCCCGUCGCCACCGCCGCGGCGAAUAACUUUUGAGUUACACGAGCACGUUAUACGACUACACGGCCCAGUUGUUAUUAUUAACGAGCGUUUAAGACUCGACCACGGAGCGUCGCCGAACGGUGUCCGCUACCGCGUACUCGCGCCAACGAAUAAACAUGUUUUUAGUGUAAUUAAUUUGGUUUAAAAAAAAUAAUAAUAAUAAAAUAAAUCGUUUUAUAUAUCGUUUUGGACAACUUCGGCCGGUCGCGGGUGCGUUCACUCCUUGACGUCGCCGAUCUGCGGGGGUGCGAUCUGCGGUGUUGUGUACGCGUGUGUGUGUGUGUGUACCUACGUUGUCCGACGGAUAGCCGCCGCGAUCGCGUGUUGGCCGGCCGUCGGUAUAGUGCCUGUUUUUUUUUUUUUUAGUGGACAACAAUAUUAUUUCUAGUGACAUGUCGAUGAGACACGUUGCGCGGCGGCCGCGGCGAUGGUAGAAGCGCGUUAAAUGCCAUCUGCAGUUACGAAGGUGGCGAUCGUAACAGCGGCUUUGAAAUUAUGUCGCCACUGACGAUCGACAGACGACGUUUUCCGGUGCUGUAUUUCGCAGUUUUAUUACUAGUUACGAAAAACACCGUCAGUACAGAUCCAGAAACAAUAGGUGGAAAUACUACAACAAUAAUUAAUAUGAUCGAUUACGAUUUACCCGUUCAGGACAUGGCACCUGAGAGUUCUAUGACUUCACCCUGUCACCUGUUUGAGGGAGAAUUUGAAUUUUUUUCUCCCGGUUAUCCUCAGACGUAUCCUAAUAAUACGGAAUGCAUACGGGUAAUAACAGCUGACGAAGGAGAAGUUAUCGAAUUGGAUUUCAGAGACUCGUUUACGAUAGAACCUAGCAGUGGAUGUAAACACGACCAUUUAGAAAUUCGAGAUGGUCCCUAUGGAUAUUCAGAACCUGCUCAUUAUUUUUGCGGUAACCAAUUUCCUCCCAAGAUAGUGUCGAAGGACCGGUCGUUAUGGUUAAGGUUUCGGUCUGACGAAAACAUUGAAUACGAUGGAUUUCAUGCUGUUUACAAGUUCAUCAAGAAACCUCCAACAAGUGUCCGUGUACCGCAAUUGCCGGCUUGCCGGAAUUACAUAAAUGGCUCGCAAGGGUACAUCAACAGCACGGAAGUGGAUAAAGUCAAAAACGAAACACUCAUGUAUAAAGUGCCGCUUGAUUGUAUGUGGAUCAUAGAAGUAAAAGUCGGAUGGAAAAUCCAGCUGAACUUCAAAGAAUUCGCCUUGGAGAAACCCAACGACUGCAGUUGGAACGUGGUGGAAAUUUUUUCGAAUCGCACCGACAUGGCGUCGCGUCUCAGAGUGUUCUGUGGAUCGAUUGCCGAAAUGGUUCAGUCGCCGGGCAACAUGCUUCACGUGAGGUUUGUGGCUGAAGGAAAUACUUCCAAAUUCUCGGCGUUGUUCACCGCGUAUCGUACCAAGACCAAAGACGAAGUUUGCGGCGACGACCAGUACGAUUGUGAAGACCUGACGUGCAUAGCUUCAGAAUUGCGAUGCAACAACGUGGAAAACUGCCGUUUCCGAUGGGAUGAAGAUGGCUGUCCGGAAGAGGACAACAGCUUGAUGCAACUGUUUUCUAGUUUCGACAUAAUCGUUAUACUGGUGGUGUUCUUUCUGAUACUGUGUGGCAUGUGUUCAGCAUUUGUUACCAAUAUCGUACGAAAACUAGUGCACGAUCAUCGAAUAAUAAAAGAACAUAUGCGUCACUCGAGAGAAGGUCAUCUCGAUCAAAUAGGAGGAAUUAGUGAAACCGACGAUCACUCGGUGGAAGACUCCGGACCCCAAGGUCAUGGCUAUCCGCACAGUGACAACAGUAGCCAAACUACAAAUUUAUUUCGAUCAAAACAUGCCAAUAACGUGUCUAGUUCGGAUUGUUAUGUUCCGUCGGGCGACCUCAUUCCAGUAUUAAUGAAGCACGACCCUCCCCGACUUUACCCCUCGGUCGAAGACGAAGAAGGCGAUGGACUGAUGAGUUCCUAUCCUAUAACAACCGAGACCAAGGAUAUCGAAUGUCAGACCAGAGAAAGUCUUUUCGACACUACUGUCGUGCCGAAAAGUACAGCGAGCCAUUAUAGAGUUAGGCCAUCGGAAUCGCCUUUAAAUAAGCCGCCAUUAGGAUUUUCUACCUUCGGCUACAGAAAAGAUACACAAACCUCGUCCGAUGCGACAAACCCUUCAAAAUUUAGGGCCGAGGCCGUUAUCGAAAUGGAUAAAUUCUCGUCAGAAAUGUCCAACCAGAGACCGUACAGUAUUGAAUCAACCAAGUCAGCUCCGGAUGUAAUAGUGAUGCACUAAGUAUAAAUAAAUGAUUGUAGAUUAUCCAUUUAUAUUGCAUUCAAAAUGCAGCCAAGGUUAUUAUAUGCUCAAACGAUAAAUUAAUGAACGGCCGCUUUAAGUAUCUAAAUAAAUUUGAGAUUUAAUAAAAAUACAAGUUAAUCUGAAACUCUGCUAUAGAUUAUAUUUGAUAAAACGAUAGAAAAUAAUGUAAGAAUAUUAUUUAGCUUUGAUAACAUUAAUGUUCUACGCAGUUUCCUACAAUAGAGAAAAUUCUCGAUUAGCUGUGUUUGGAACGCUUACUCAAAUAAUGAACUCGUUUGGUUUUAUAUUUAAUAAAUACAUUGUUUCCAAGAACUGUAGAUGAGUAUAACCACCAAUAAAUAGUAUUUCAUAAAAAAAUAAUUUUUAAUAUUUGUUACCAUUAAAUUUAGCAAAAACGAAUAUCCAAUAACAAUAAGAAUUAAAUGUAUAAUAUAUUAAAAUAAUUUAUAUAAAAACUCUCAAACUGAUUAUUCAUUUUAUGCUUCAUUCAAAUUAUUUUGUAUUGUAUAUUGUGUUACAACUUGUUUUAUGAAUUAUUAUGGUGUUUGUGUAUUAAAGAAUAUUGGUGCACCUGACUCAAUAUGAUAAUUACAUAAAGUAAUUGUUAAACGUUUUACUACUUAAAAAACAUAUUGCUGUAUAAUAAAUGAACAAAAUUACACAAUUCACAAAUAUUGUGAAUUUAAUAAAAAAUGUACAUACAUUGUGUAUCAUAAAAUUGUAAAAAUAGGUAGUUAAUUUUCUUUUUGUUAUACUAAGGAUGUACAUAUUGUUGAGACAAUGCUCUUAGAAAUUUUAGUUUUCUUAUAUUGG